UUGAACCAUUUUAGAAAAUUCACACCCGUCACCUCCACGGCUCCACCGAUUCCAUUCAAGAGUCUCCACCGCCAUCGCCACCCCUCGCCGAUGUAAUGCAAGAGCUCCACCGUAACAACAACCUCAUCAACAACAGACGCCAAGUUAUGCCCAUCCCCUUCCUCACUCCCUCCCGACUCAAGACCCUCUUCCUCCUCCUCUCCCUCCUCUUCAUCCUCCUCCUCCUCCUCCGCCAGCCCCCUCCUCUCCUCCCCGUCCCCGCCGGUACCUCCGCCUCCGCCACCCACCGCCGUCACCUUCUCUUCUCCAUCGCCUCCUCCGCUCGCUCCUGGCGCCGCCGCAAGCCCUACGUCCGCCUCUGGUACAACCCCAAGUCCACGCGCGCCUUCGUCUUCCUCGACAGCUCCGAACCCCUAUCCGACCCCGAUCCCUCCCUCCCGCCAGCUAUCGUCUCCGAGGACGCCUCCAGGUUCCCCUACACCUUCCGCGGCGGCCUGCGAUCGGCGAUCCGCGUCGCGCGCGUCGUCAAGGAGGUCGUCGAUCGUGGCGAGCCCGGCGUGAGGUGGUUCGUGUUCGGCGACGACGAUACGGUGUUCUUCGUCGAUAAUCUGGUGAGGACGCUGUCGAAGUACGACCACGAGCGGUGGUUCUACGUCGGGAGCAACUCCGAGGGCUACGAGCAGAAUGCCAAGAACUCGUUCGACAUGGCGUUCGGCGGCGGAGGGUUCGCCAUCAGCAGCUCCCUCGCUAGGGCUCUGGCCAAGGUCUUCGACUCCUGCUUGGUGAGGUACGCGCACUUGUACGGCAGCGACGCUAGGGUCUUCUCCUGCGUGGCCGAGCUUGGCGUUGGGUUGACGCAUGAACCGGGAUUUCAUCAGGUUGAUGUGCGUGGGAAUUUGUUUGGAUUGCUGUCUGCACAUCCACUAUCACCUUUGUUGUCGCUUCAUCACUUGGAUGCUGUGGAUCCGAUCUUCCCUAAUACAAACAGGACUCAGGCUUUGGAGCGUCUUUUUGAAGCUGUGAAUGUUGAUCCUGCCAGGAUUUUGCAGCAAACAGUUUGUUAUGAUAGUUCGCGUUUGUUGACUAUUUCUGUAGCUUGGGGUUAUGCGAUUCAGGUGUUUGAAGGCAACGAACUUCUUCCAGAUCUCCUUUCUGUUCAGAAAACCUUUACGCCAUGGAGAAGGAGUGCUCGUGUUGAUGCAAGUCAUUAUAUGUUUAACAUGAGAGAUUUUCCUAAGGAUAUAUGUAAGGGACCUGGGGCAUUUUUUCUGGAAAGCGUCAUAUCUGAUCAGAAUGGUAUUCAGAGCAACUAUGCAAGAUACAGUGCUGGGAAUUGCCCCGAAGAUAAUGCAACAAAAAAUCUGGAAUACAUUAGAGUGUUUUCAAAGACGCUAGAGCUGGAUAUUGAACAGAUGAAGGCUAUUCGUCGUCAGUGUUGUGAGGUUUUGCCCUUCUUUAAUGAAUCAAUGGUUAUUAACAUUAGACCAUGUCGGGUUGAUGAAUUGAUUUCUAUGUACCCCUAGCUCUCUCUUGGAAUAUUUUCUUGGAAAUUGUUUGAGAGAAGUGCAAAUGUCAGAGAACAUGAAGGCAGUUUUUGUCUUCCUGUUGAAGUUCGUAAGGUAAAUUGUAAGGAGAGGCAGAUGCUGAAGAUGGCUUGGCGAUAUUCGGGAUUAUCAAUGGAGAAAAGCCUGUGAUAAUUUGUUUUGAUUUGCCUGAUAGAAGAAACAGAGUUUUGAAGCGAUUGUGAAAUUCUGCUGCCUAUGAAGGAUUUUGGUGUUUGGUACUAGAUAAACUUGCCCGAGUCAUCAAAGUAUAGUUUGGAUUUGACGACAAUGCGGGAUCAUGCCAUCUAUAUCUCAAUGUGGGAUGAGAGUUAUUACAUUGAGAUCUAGACUGACUUGCAAAGCCACAUGCCACGAUUGUGCGGUAGACGCGCAAUCCUUUAGACCAAAGUCAAUAGAAUAGGCAACGGCUUUGGUGAGUUUUUCUUUAAAGCCCCG
This is a messenger RNA of Morus notabilis, 2000 nucleotides long. RefSeq lists its product as uncharacterized. The coding region runs from base 96 to 1523 and encodes 475 amino acids. The transcript has 4 exons. Gene Ontology annotation, molecular function: acetylglucosaminyltransferase activity. Lineage: Eukaryota; Viridiplantae; Streptophyta; Magnoliopsida; Rosales; Moraceae. The record is from RefSeq and is a predicted model, not a curated record.